AUGCUUUACAGUAAAACGAAGAGUGAGAGUGGUGUUCCAGAGUGGGCCAUAGUGGAGCUACAGGGUCUUGUCCAAAUAAAGAAGGAAUCUCCAACCGGACCAACUGUCAUUGGUGACCUCCACUUCUUCAACCGCAACAAACAUCCAGUGUUAAUCCUAGGACACCAUGUUCUUAACGGAAAAGAAGUUAAAAUGGAACAGCCCAUGGCGGUGAUUGAAAAAGUUACGGACGACUCUAAAACUCAAUAUAAAGUGAAGGCUGUGGUCAAAAAGAAAUUGAUUUUCAAAUCUAGACCUAAACCUAUUAUCUCCAAUGUUGUUGAAAGAGUUUGA
Messenger RNA from Cydia strobilella, 333 nucleotides. Its product is annotated as chromosome transmission fidelity protein 8 homolog. The coding region runs from base 1 to 333 and encodes 110 amino acids. The record is from RefSeq and is a predicted model, not a curated record. Gene Ontology annotation, cellular component: Ctf18 RFC-like complex. NCBI's taxonomy places the organism in Eukaryota, Metazoa, Arthropoda, Insecta, Lepidoptera, Tortricidae. The transcript has a single exon. Gene Ontology annotation, biological process: mitotic sister chromatid cohesion.